Molecule: messenger RNA, 2932 nt
Organism: Hermetia illucens (black soldier fly)
Lineage: Eukaryota; Metazoa; Arthropoda; Insecta; Diptera; Stratiomyidae
Gene: Aps
Product: diphosphoinositol polyphosphate phosphohydrolase 1
Exons: 3
Coding region: 1020-1508 (162 amino acids)
Biological process (GO): diadenosine hexaphosphate catabolic process; diadenosine pentaphosphate catabolic process; adenosine 5'-(hexahydrogen pentaphosphate) catabolic process
Cellular component (GO): cytoplasm; nucleus
Molecular function (GO): endopolyphosphatase activity; diphosphoinositol-polyphosphate diphosphatase activity; bis(5'-adenosyl)-hexaphosphatase activity
Source: RefSeq, a predicted model, not a curated record
CUCCGCAUAUGUACGUUCUGCCGUUCGCACUGGGUCCAUUCCGCUGUCGAGUGCUCGUGUUCGUCUGUUAGCUGGGAAAAUUGUGAAAUCCUUCGCAAUGGAUGCUUCCAUUUGCAAAGUCUCGCGAAAUAUUGUGAGCUAGUGCAAAGACGCCACUGCAAACUGACUUGUGAACGCUUUGUGUGCGGAGAUUAGUUUUUCGUUUGCGUGUGGUGUUGGGAGAAAAGUGACUGGACGUCGGUCGUAGCCGUCGCCGUCGCUGCCGACUAUCGUGCUCGCGCCCGAUCGCGGAGACAUUGCAAGUUUUGCCAGCCGCGCUGACGAAGUGCAAAUUUUUUGCGGUGCCUGAAUCCAGGCUGCAUCGGUAGCAGCAGCUGCUGUGAAACAUUUGUCCAAUUGUCCACGAGCGCGGCCACAUCCGUGUCCGAGGAAUCGUCGAUUGCGCGAGCAACCCCUUGCCCGGUCGCCAGUCUGAAUCGUCGGAAGCAGUUAGAAUAGGAAAACUCAAAAAUGGAACGUGCGGUCGAAAGCUGAACCCGCGAACGCGUGAAAAUGUGUGAAGUUUGUAGCUAAAAUCUCCUUAUUUUCUUUUAUUUCCAUAAAGUUAUCGUUUACCGGAGCCGCCGCCACUAAUUGAGCGCAAAUUUGUUUUAAAUUUUUUUCGUUACUUUGUGAAAUCGAGAGCAGGUCGCGUACCGCCAGUUUGUGUGCAGUCAGUCCCCCUACUUGUCCGCCGCAGAGGUUAUAAUCGCGAAAAUCCCGACUGCAGUCAUGUCGUCCACCCUAGCCUAGCCCGGAGUUCCGGCACCCCAGCGAGAAUCUGCCGAUUUUCUGCCACCUGCUCUGUCCCGGGUCAUCAGUUCCGCCCGACGAGCGCUGUGUCAAGUGUGAAUUUCGUGCCGUUUAGCCGGUGUUGAGUUGCCGGUCAGUCCUUGGGAGACACGCCAAAUUCCCGACAACCCCGGGCUUAGCGAGCCGCCUGGACGUGCGAGAAGUGUUGACGUUUUAUCGCAGCCAAAAUGGUAAAGGAGAAGCCGAACUCGACUCGAAUUUACGACAAGGAUGGCUACCGAAGGAGGGCGGCGUGCAUUUGUGUACGCUCGGACGCCGAGGCUGAGGUCCUUCUUGUAACAUCUUCCCGUCGACCAGAACUUUGGAUAGUACCGGGUGGUGGCGUUGAACCAGAGGAAGAACCUUCUGUAACGGCUGUACGAGAAGUUCUAGAGGAAGCAGGUGUUAUUGGGAAACUUGGUCGCUGUUUAGGUGUUUUUGAGAACACGGAACACAUGCAUCGGACGGAAGUAUUCGUUAUGACUGUUACCGAGGAAUUGGAAGAAUGGGAAGAUUCUCGAACUAUUGGGCGAAAACGACAAUGGUUUUCAAUCGAUGACGCUCUAGCCCAAUUAGCACUGCAUAAACCGACACAGAGACAUUACUUGCAACAAUUAAGGCAUUCAAAGAAUUCAACAUCAUCUUCACCACUCCCAUCGCCCACGUCAUCAUCGUGAAAAACAAGGAUCUAAAAUAUACAAGAAGCACUCACAGCUAACACUUCAAUCCUCAGUUUACAUUUUUUUGUUCCUGUUUUGUCUUUCGGUAUGGAUCGAUUCAAUUCUCAUUAAAACACCACAGUAAACAAGUGAAAUUAUGUACGCCGUUUAUCAAAUAAACAAGCCGAUACAAAGUAUAUGUACGUUAAUUCUAAUUUCCUAAUUGUCUGUUUUACAAUAGGCACACAAAAUGUAUUUCUGCAGGACAAGUAAUAUUUAGAUACAUACACUAGAUUUUAGAAGAGAAAGAAACUAAUCAAGUUAUUAUUAUAUUCUUUGAAGAAAUAAAAAAAAUAUCUUAUAUGAAUAAAGAAUAAUAUUAAUAAUGGAUAAAAGCCAGCAGUAAAAUAAAUGAAAAUGUCAUAAACGAUUAUUCGAGAACAGAUUAAAGAGAACACCACUAAUGAUUUUACUCCUCUGUAGGAUUUAAGUGUCAUUCGAUUCAAAGUAGAUGAAAAUACACUCCCAAAUAUUGCUACUAGUAUUGUUUCUUUUCGGGGGCGUCACCUCCACUCGGGGGCUGACUCGGGCUGAAAGCAGACCUGAACUAGUGUCGUCAUCAUAAAUUGUUCGUUUCACGAAGGGAACGGGUUUUACGCACUUUCUUCUGUUGAUUUGCAAAUGGCAAUUGGAUGUUGAGCUGAAUUUUUUAUACAAGUUUUUUACCGGUGAACAAUUCAAAACAAUGAUUGUAUACUUAAUUUUUUAGAAGAGGAAAACAAAAGUAAGUUUAAAUCAAAAUUAUAAAGUGAUUUCUAAAAUUCAAACUAAAUUGAAGAAAAAAGGGAUGAAAUAUAAAUAAGAAACUUGGUACAUAAUAAGAACAUAAAUACGCAUCAUUUGGUAUUUUUAUACUAUAAGUAAUAUGAGCUCUCACUUUUUUACUCGAAACAUUGAAUAUUUUACGAUAUGAAAAUGAGAAGAAAUCAAUUUUUGGCGGUCCUCUGCUUUAAUUUAUUUCCUAUCGCAACUUUUGAACUCUUUACAUUUUAGAUGAAUCAUUAUUAAAAUAAGUAAAACAACAAAAAAAAUUAACAUUCUCUAAUCAAGUUGAAAAUUGUAACAUAGCUGCAAAUAAAACAAACAAAACAAACCAACAAAAAAACAGCAAACUAAUAAAACCGAUCAUCGCAGACAGUAUGUAUUUAUACUUCCAUUAAUCUUAGCAUUCUCGGAAGGAUUGAACAAUUCAUAAGAUUACGCAUGCAAAAUGACCACUUGUUUUUGGUGGUUUCAAAAAAGUUCUAUUAUUUUGAGUGGUUCACUAAAGAAAAAACCUUGAAAUCAUUUUCUGUGUUAAGUUUGUAAGCUUUCUGUUAAGUAUAAGUAACUUUUUUGAAUAGUAGAAUGCAUGAAGGAAAAAACAACUUUCCUAUUAAGAA